Phascolarctos cinereus (koala) is the source of this 1949-nucleotide messenger RNA. The record is from RefSeq and is a predicted model, not a curated record. Lineage: Eukaryota; Metazoa; Chordata; Mammalia; Diprotodontia; Phascolarctidae.
GAUGACGAGAGGAAGCAAAGAAGCCCAGAUCUCCAACAGCUUCCCAGCUUGAGCAGAGGUCCCAAAGCUAGAAGAGAAUGGGCUGGGUCAGCCUACUCCUCCUGCUGCCCGUCCUUCUGAGGGUCCGGGGACAGAGUGAGACGGAGCAGGGAGGUGGAGCAGGGAUGGGGGGUACAUACACAGGAGAGGGAUGGACUAUGGCCAUGAGUGCAUGAGUGUUACAGCCUGUGGACAAACUCUGACUCAAGGACGAAUCCUCGGGGGCCAGGAAACUACCCUAAUACAGUGGCCAUGGCAGGCAAGCCUGAAGUAUAAGACCCACCACUGGUGCGGGGCCACCCUCAUCCACUCCAGCUGGGUGAUGACGGCUGCUCAUUGCCUCCAACAUCUUUUCUCAGUCCUUAGAAGGGACCUGAGGGAUUUUGGAUGCCUGACUUACCAAAUGACUGCCUCCGAGACAAUUCCAACAUCUGCUCCCCUCCUUCUCCUCAGCCACGCUCAAGAUCCCAGGGCUUCGAAAGUUCAACUGGGCUCCCGUACAACCAGGCCACACAAAUUAAGCUUUAGCUAUUUGCAUUCCCGACGGGUGACCAAAAUCAUCUUGCAUCCCUUCUACUUUGGGUGGCCUCCCAAGGACAUCGCUCUGGCCAAGCUGCAGUCACCAAUCCGCUUCAAGAGGAGCAUCCUCCCUAUUUGUCUCCCAAUUUCCACGACAGAGUUUGAAAAUGUGACCACGUGCUGGGUGACAGGUUGGGGAAGAAUAAAAGAACAUGAAUGCCUAAGAAAACCUUGAUACCUACAAGCAGUAGAAGUGCCUCUCAUUGAUCAGAAGACCUGUGACCUAUACUAUCACAUAGGAACAAAACUUCCUCCUUUUGUAUCCAGGAUAUAUGAUGACAUGACAUGUGCUGGCUUUGUACAGGGCAAGAAGGCUGCCUGUCAGGGUGACUCUGGAGGCCCCUUGACAUGUAAGGUCAAAGGUAUUUGGCAUCAAGCAGGUAUUGUCAGCUGGGGAGAUGGCUGUGGUCGACCCUACAGGCCUAGUGUCUUCACCAAUGUCAGUGUGCACACUGACUGGAUCUUAAGCAUAAUUAAUUCAAGCACUUUUAGUUUAAUGCCCUCUAAGCUUCUCUUCCUCCUCACUCUACAACUGUCUUAGGCCUCCCUAAGCCUGUUUCCCAAAUUGUCUGAGAUGGGGAGGACAGGGCUCUUCCAGGGCCAGGCACUUUGGUAAAGAUUGAUUCAGGUCUCUUGCAUGCUCCAUUGAAAGGAUGUUUAAAGCCCCAUAGGUCCUGGACUAAGAGGGAUUUCAUUCAAGGGACAAAGUACUGACUAGCAAGAAGAAGUGGUGGUGGGGCUAGGGAGACUGUGAUGUUCUCUCUGUACUCACAUAUUUGUCUUUCUAUCUAAUUGCUUUUGGUUGACUGUUUUAAUUUAAAAAAAAUUUCAUGAUAAUACCAAUCCUUACUGUGACUUCCUUUUUGUCCCAUUCCUGGGUCCAUCUCACCAAUCACGGCCAAGGAGAAAGGCAAUUAUAUAUGGAAUAUAAAAGUGAAAACUAGACUAUUCCUGCAGAUCUCCAGCUCAGGCCUCAAUGAAGUUGCUGUUCUCUCCGUCAUGGGGACUUCUGACUCACAGUGUGUCUCCACUCCCCAUCCUUUCCUGGCAUUCACUCUUGGCUUCUACUUGCCUUUUGGAGCUAGGAACCAGCUCAAGCACAGUAGGAUAUUGCAGAUUCUGAGUCUAAACUCCCCAUGAGAUUAGGUUUGUAUGCCCAAGAGCCUUCUGUAGUGGUAGUAACUUGAGUAGAGAACAGAAUGUGGAGUCAGAAAUAAGGAGAAAGGCGACUACAUUUUAAAAAAAAGGACUCAAUAAGUGAUAAGUGGAGACUGCAUGAUUGCACUGGAAAGACACUAGCUCUGGAGACACCAAUCAUAGCCUUCAAGAAA